Molecule: messenger RNA, 3855 nt
Organism: Aspergillus calidoustus
Lineage: Eukaryota; Fungi; Ascomycota; Eurotiomycetes; Eurotiales; Aspergillaceae
Source: the annotation of a GenBank genome assembly
AGCGGGAAAAAAGACAGCGGGGUUAAUCAGAUCAAUUCCCCUCACUCAUCAAGUCACUCUUUCUGCUUGUCUCCUGUUAGUCUUUCUCAAACCGCUGGGACUUCCGGUAUUAGUGUCACUGUUUACAUCCUCUUUUUUCCAGUCAUUCCGUCGCUUCCGCUGUAGCCAGACCUCCUGCCAGCGCCUUUCUUUUCGGGUUUAAAGAGCUGUCUGCAGCCAUUCGUCCCCAUACUUCGACAUGGCCGAGUCCUUGACGCCGAACUACCCCACAUCCUUGAGCACACUGUUCGACGAGACGUCGCUAAAUGGCCAGUAUGACCCGGUCCAGCUGGAAGAUGGCGGGGUAAAAGAUCUUCUUGGCCUCCCGCUGGCAAAGGAAAUCUUUGGGAACAAUACGGCAGAUGAGGGAUCGCUCGACCGUGUAUCCCGAGGAGAGAUCUCGUACACUCAGUUCGUGGCGGAGAAAACACAAGCGGUGGCCUCUGCGCCUGUCGAUGGGUUGAGUCCUGAACAGCAAAAGUCACAACUGCUCUACAUUGGUCUUGCUUCUCUUUUCGCCUUCUUACAGUCCAAUGUCACGGGCCCUCCACUUGAGUUCAGCCCCGCCGAGGUCAUUGUGCCUGCAGCAUUACGCUCGAGCAGCACUCUUCGUGCGCUUCGUGAUAAAGUCAUUCGGGAUCUCUCCGUGGAUGGUGAGGCGGCGUAUAAGCUCACGCCAAAUGUGGAGCUCUUUGCUGUUGCAAAGGCUAUUCUCGUUGAUGCGGAUGUUCUGGUUUUCAAUGGCCCGUUGGUAGCGAGAACCACGAGGAUGCGCGUCAACUUGCUCCACCAGAAGAUGCUCUCUGAGGUCACCAGCACGCUUCAGGAAGUCAUCUACAGCGAUUUGGAAGAGAUCAGCAAGAGUGUGUUAACUGACAAGACCCCCGGUUCGGAGAAGGGAAAGUUCUUACUAGAACGAGCUACGGUCCAUGUUCAUCACGGCUUCGAUGCGAAGGCCAGAGCUGAUCUUGAGCGGGCUGCCGCUGAGCGGAAGUUUGAGUUUGCCCUUACCGGUAGACUAGGAAAGCGGACAAAAUUCCAGGACCGUGACAUCAGUCAACUUGUUAUCCUGGCUAAGAGCGCAGAGGAUACAAGCAAGGCAAAUGAGUCCGAGAACGCCGUCAAGGCCAAUGGAGAUGCAGUUGCGCCGAAGAAGCUCGAUCUCAAUGACGACACUCUGUUGGAGGCUAUCUCUUUCACUAAACCGGAUGAAGAGCAGUCGCAAGGCAAGGCCGUAACGGUACAGGAUGAGUCUGCUCUCUCGCCAGCAUUGGCUUCUCUCGAUCCAGGAGAUCAGCCAAUGCUCGACCCCGUUGACUCCGCUAUCCUCCUGUCCUUGGCGGCAGCAAUAACCAACACAACGCCGGAGAACGGACUUACUCGAGAGGAGACUGCUCCCUAUGCUACCCGUGUCCUCGACGGUGGUAGCUCCAACUGGCAGAUCUACACUCAGGGUCUGCUUUUGCGAAGUCGGAUUGAGGGCUAUCGAUCUAGAACUGUGGAGAGGUCUGUUCUUCAAAUGCAAGCCCUGGUUGACCAAGUCCUUGCAGACACUGCUACACAAGACACACAAGUCAGUGAAACCUCGCAGGAGCCAUCCACCUUUCUUCCGAGACCUGAGAAAGAGGAGUCUGCAUCAGCUGCAGACAGACUCAAGUAUAUCUGGCUGUUGAGCUUCUCUACACGCUGGGACCUCGAAUCCGAGCUAGCCAAUCGAUGGGUCAACCUCGGUGGUCUACGGACUGCUCUUGAUAUCUACGAGCGUCUGCAACUGUGGGCGGAAGUCGCACUUUGCUACGCUGCUACGGAGAAAGAAGACAAGGCGAAGGUCGUCGUCCGCAGGCAACUCUACCAGCCAACCGGAGAAGACCCAGAUGCUGAAGAUGAGAAGUUCGAGGGUCCCGAGCUAUCGCCACUUCCGGCCGAUGCUCCCCGUCUAUUCUGUAUCUUGGGUGAUCUGGAAUCUAACCCCAACCUUUAUGACCGUGCCUGGGAAGUUUCGAACCGGCGAUAUGCCCGUGCCCAACGCUCGCUAGCCCGCCACUUCCUCACCCUCAAGCCCCCGGCUUUGAAGAAGGCAGCAGAAGCUUACCAAAAGAGUCUCCACAUCAAUCGCCUGAACCACGGUGCCUGGUUCGCCCUCGGCUGCGUUCAGCUCGAACUUCAACGCUGGGACGAAGCAAUCGAGUCUUUCACUCGAACCGUGCAACUCGAAGACACCGACGCCGAAGCAUGGAGUAACCUCGCCGCAGCCAUGCUUCGCACCUCCGAACCCUCAGAGUCCGACGAUACACAAGAACAGCAAGCACCACCCACCCCAGCAGCAGACGAAGAAGUCGAUGAAGAGCAAACGCAAAAGGCACCCGAAGACCCACACAAGCGCAAACGCGAAGCCAUCGCCGCCCUGCACCGCGCCGCGCAGCUGAAAAACACCGACUCCCGCAUCUGGGACAACCUCCUCACCGUCGCCGCCUCAAUCCCACCCCCCUACACCCCCUUCCGCGACGUCAUCACCGCCCAGCGAAAAGUCAUUGAACUCCUAGGCCCCAAAAAGGGCGAGAAGGCUAUCGAUCUGCCUAUCCUGGGGAUGCUUGUCGACCACCUCGUCACCGCUUACGACUACAACGACCUCCUCAUCGAGGUCGCGCCGGAGAGCGAGGGUGCGAAACCCGAGCGCGUCGUCCGCAGCGGUACAAUCCCCGGCUCUAUCCUCUCUCUCAUCGAGACGUCCAUCAUUCCGCUUAUCACGCACUCCGCUCCGCUGUGGCUCCUCAUCGCUACAGUCGAACGCUUCCGCGAGCGGCCCUCCAAAGCCCUCGAGGCGCAUGAGAAGGCGUGGCGCGCGACGGUUGCGUCGUCGACGCAAGGUGCUUUCCAAAUGGGUGACGAGAAGAGGUGGAUGGAUAUUGUUAGCGCGACGGAGAGGUUGGUGCGGAAUGGGUAUGCGAAGUAUGGGCCUAUGGAUCGGGAGGAUGCUGUGGCUGGGGCUGGAGAAGGCGGGGAGACAGAGCUCGUGGCGAAGGAUUGGAGAUUCAAGGCUAGGAGUGCUGUGAGGGGAAUCAUGGGGAAGGGCAAGGAGUUUUGGGAGGAUACAGAGGGGUGGGAGAGAUUAAAGAGUUUGCAAAGUGAGGUCGGUGGGAAAUAGACCCUCAACCCAAGUUUUGCACAUGAGCCAUUACCUGGUUGCCUCUUGUUUUGUUCCUUUGUGUUUUGGUUUCAUGUCUUUGGAAUAGAAAAAGCUUUGAUAUCCAUGUUAUGCAACGUCCCUGGAAAUUUCGACAGCAUGCUACGCUUCAAUCCAUCAUUCUGCAGUCCUAGAAUUCUCUAUAGGUGGUCAACGCCCCUCAAGCUUCCGUUUGAUCAUCCCACAGAAACUCUCAAACAAAACUGAAUCAGUCCCCUUGAGCCACCGCACUACAACACGCACAAUCUUGUCUUCAACGGGUUCCAUCUUCAACUGCAUCUUGAACCCCAGAGCUGCUUUGCGCUCUUCAAUCUCGGGUUUCUCAUGAGUACCGGACAGUUUUGCUUUCCUCCUGUAUUGGCGAGACCAGACGUUUUCGGGCGCGAAGCCUACACCCAUACCGAGGUUCCUCUUCCAGGUCCAGUUGAUAUGAAGUGCUGAUAGAUGUGUAUCAACGCUGGUACCAAUGCUAUCUAUGGAGCUAUUGGGCAGAUCGAAUGUGUAUUCCGAUGGGAAAGGGAGAAGUUGUCUCGGGAAGUUGGGUAUGCCGCGUGCCACAGCCUGAUAUGUAGUCAGAGAAUGAUAAGCAGUAAGAGAGAGAAACGGACGGUGCAUACCACAGUUGGGCGAAG